AUGAAGGGGACGCUUUUGCUGAUGAGCGUGAUGCCUUGGUUUGUCGCGGCGGAAGUUUUCCUUGGCGACGUCGACGAGCCGAUCCCGAUGCUGGAGGUGUCGUCAGUGGCCGGUUUCAAAGCUCAAAUACCUUGCGACAUCGAUCCGACCAGCAAGAGCGAGGUGGUGAGCAUGGUUUUUUGGUACAAAGACGAAAGGGACGGCGAGCCGAUAUACAGCCUGGACGCUCGCCGCAAAUCGAUAGCUCAGGCGAAGCUUUGGUCAGAUCCACACGUAUUCGGCGAAAGGGCGACCAUGAGGACGAACGUGGAGCCCGCGAAAUUGGAGAUCGAUCCCUUGGAGGCGGCCGACGCGGGGGUGUACAGGUGCAGGGUGGAUUACAAAAAUAGCCCGACGAGAAAUCAGAAGGUUAACCUCACGGUGAUAGUACCACCAAACAAGCCGGUGAUUUACACCGGUGUCGGGAGAAGUUUGGCCAAGACACUGCAGUCCAACGAGGGUAGCCAGUUGUCCUUAUUGUGCGAGGUAAUCGGGGGCUCCCCGCCGCCGAAGGUCACGUGGCAUUUCGACGGGCAAAUGGACGACACGUAUACACUGGAGCACGGGGACAUCACGAUAAAUCGCCUCGAUAUCUCGAACGUCACCAGGAAGUUCCUCAAAGCUAAGCUAAUUUGCCAGGCGAGCAACACGCAUCUAGUGGCUCCUCUAACUUCCGAGAUUAUUUUGGAUAUUAAUUUGAAACCGUUGGUAGUGAAUAUUACGAACAAAAGAGCUCACUUGUCGGCGCUAAGAACGUACGAAAUUGAAUGCAUCAGUUCGGGUUCCAGGCCGGAGGCUGUGAUCACGUGGUGGAAGGGAAAGCAUCAGGUCGAACAUAUGGCCAGAAAGUUUGUAGAUACGAACAUCACGAAAAGCGUGCUGAGUUACGUGCCGCCCAUGGAGGACGACGGGAAAUCCCUGACCUGCCGGGCGGAGAAUCCAGUUGUACCCAACAGCGGCCUCGAGGACACGUGGCGCCUCCUAGUGCACUACGCGCCAAUAGUGACGAUCAAGCUGGGCCUGAGUCUGAAGCCAAACGACAUAAACGAAGGGGACGACGUGUAUUUCGAAUGCAACGUUCAGGCGAAUCCAAAAGCGUACAAGCUGGUAUGGUACAAAGACGGCAAGGAGCUGCAUCAGAAUGCGACUGCUAGAAUUUUUCUUCCCAGCGGGCAAUCUUUGGUUUUGCGAAGCGUGACUAGAAACUCUGCCGGCGAAUAUUCCUGCAUGGCAGUGAAUGUCGAAGGAAAAUCCACCAGCAGACCGAUCAUGUUGGACAUAAUGUACGCCCCGGUGUGCAAGGACGGGUCUUCUACCCAAGUGGUCGGUGCCUUGAAGCACGAGACGAUCUCGCUGGUGUGCGGGGUGCAGUCGAAACCGCCGCCCAUCACUUUUCACUGGACCUUCAACAACUCAGGCGAGCUGAUGAACGUGCCUGCCAUCAGAUUCACGCAGGUGAAGCCGCUCAGUCUGAUCACCAGCCACUGGCACGGGUCCAGGUUGAAUUAUACCCCGGCUAACGACAUGGACUACGGAACGGUUGCCUGUCGGGCUACGAACCGGAUAGGGGUGCAAAAGACGCCCUGUCUUUUUCAGAUCAUCGUCGCCGGGAAACCCUAUCCCCUGCAGAAUUGCACGGCUCUCCAGUCGACCGGUCCCUACGCGUAUCGAAUGGGUCACGAGGAUUUUAAAGCCACGGACUCGAGGGACGCAGACUGGCUGAUCGUCAGAUGCGCGGAGGGAUUUGACGGCGGUUUGCCCUUAACUAAUUACGAACUGGAGGUCUAUAGCGAGGAGAACGUUUAUCCCGUCGAUACCAUCUACCUGAACCACACAGAGAGAUUCAGCUUGUCCGGGCCGGUUUUUGUGGUUCCUGGUCUGGAGCCCGGUCGUAAAUACAGGCUUCAUCUCUACGCUGUCAACGCGAAGGGCCGCAGCGAUCCUGUAGUCCUUGAACCGGUCACGCUCAAAGCAGUCGCCAUGUUCACCACCGAUCGCGGAACAUCCGACUACAGCCUGCUGGUCGCCUGUUUCGCCGGUGGGAUAACAGCCGUGUGCAUCCUGAUAGUGGGCAUCACGCUCACCCUGUACCGCCGUAGCCAUCCCAUGCAGCCCGUCAAGACUCACACCGAAGUGGUGCAAUAUGGCGGCAAGGAGGACAGAGCGACGGUGGCGCCAACCUGCAAGGAGACCCGAGACGACGCGAAGGGAGAAAUGGCGAACGAUAUGACCGACGACGACCCGGACGUGAUCCCCAGCAAGAUGGACAAGAGGCCAGACAUAUUCGAGCCCAAGUACGAGAUCGUGAGUUUGAACAGGACGAAAGAUAUCGGUCACUUGGAGGAGCUGGAUUAUCCGUCGCCCUCGUCCGUGUUGCACACGAAGGAUUCGUGGAUUUAUCCGAACGGCUUCGUGAAGAAAGUGGAGAAGAGCUUGAGCCCGCUGAGACCGAGCACGCUCCUGGUGCACCGCAGUCACGACAUCUACACGAGGAGUUCGCGAGUGCAAGAGAGCUGUAUAUAG
Molecule: messenger RNA, 2562 nt
Organism: Eufriesea mexicana
Lineage: Eukaryota; Metazoa; Arthropoda; Insecta; Hymenoptera; Apidae
Product: hemicentin-2
Exons: 9
Coding region: 1-2562 (853 amino acids)
Molecular function (GO): protein binding
Source: RefSeq, a predicted model, not a curated record